Asparagus officinalis (garden asparagus) is the source of this 1632-nucleotide messenger RNA. Its product is annotated as COBRA-like protein 4. Gene Ontology annotation, biological process: cellulose microfibril organization; plant-type cell wall cellulose biosynthetic process. The transcript is spliced from 6 exons. The record is from RefSeq and is a predicted model, not a curated record. Lineage: Eukaryota; Viridiplantae; Streptophyta; Magnoliopsida; Asparagales; Asparagaceae. The coding region runs from base 125 to 1477 and encodes 450 amino acids. Gene Ontology annotation, cellular component: plasma membrane.
GAAACCUGUCGGUGAGAGAUCUCUCAAAUUGGAAAUUUCUCCUUCACAUCUCUCCAUAAAGAACCAUAACCAUUUUCAUUCUCCUCCACUCACAAGAGCUCCUGAACUUCUUCUACCAAUAAAGAUGGAGAUGAACAACAAGAAUCAUGGAGAUGCAUGUUUGUCUCGCUUGUUCAGUGAAUUAAGAUCUGCGAUCUCAGUCUUAGUUGCCGUUAUGAUGUUUCAUAGUGCAGUGGCAUAUGAUCCAUUGGACCCGACAGGCAAUAUAACGAUAAAAUGGGAUGUAAUGUCUUGGACCCCAGACGGUUAUGUGGCGGUGGUGACGAUGAACAACUUCCAAAUGUACCGGCACAUAAUGAGCCCAGGGUGGACAUUGGGUUGGACAUGGGCUAAGAAAGAGGUUAUAUGGUCCAUGGUGGGCGCUCAAACCACAGACCAAGGAGACUGCUCCAAGUUCAAGGGCAACAUCCCGCACUGCUGCCGGAGAAAUCCUAGCGUCGUCGACCUCCUCCCCGGUGUUCCCUACAACCAGCAGAUUGCCAACUGCUGCAAAGGCGGCGUCAUCGGUGCCUAUGGACAGGACCCCUCCGCCUCCGUCUCAGCCUUCCAGGUCAGCGUCGGCCUUGCAGGCACUUCCAACAAAACCGUCAAGCUACCCAAGAACUUCACUUUGCUCGGUCCUGGCCCAGGCUACACUUGCGGUCCCGCCAAGGUGGUCCCCUCGACCACGUUUCUGACACCAGACCGCCGUAGGAAAACCCAAGCGCUCAUGACAUGGAACGUAACAUGCACAUAUUCGCAAUUUCUGGCAUCCAAGAACCCUAGCUGCUGCGUCUCCUUCUCGUCCUUCUACAACGAGACCAUCACUCCAUGCCCAAAAUGCGCUUGUGGCUGCCAGCACAAGAAUUGCAUCGAUAGCGACUCAAAGCUCCUGAGUGUGAGAGGGGUAAACACCCCGAGGAAGGACAAUUCACCACUUCUGCAAUGCACCAAUCAUAUGUGCCCUAUCCGCGUGCACUGGCAUGUGAAGAUCAAUUACAAAGAAUACUGGCGUGUAAAGGUUGCCAUCACAAACUUCAACUAUCGCCUCAACUACACCCAAUGGACCCUUGUAGUCCAGCAUCCGAACUUGAACAAUGUCACCGAGGUCUUCAGCUUCGAUUACAAGCCUCUUCUGCCUUACCAGUCCAUCAAUGAUACCGGGAUGUUCUAUGGAAUGAAGUACUACAAUGAUCUUCUGAUGGAGGCAGGAGCUUUUGGAAAUGUGCAGUCGGAGGUGCUGAUGCAGAAGGAUCAGGAUACGUUCACGCUGAAGAAAGGAUGGGCAUUUCCGAGGAAAGUAUACUUCAACGGGGACGAGUGCAUGCUGCCGUCACCUGAAAAUUACCCUCAUCUUCCUAAUUCUGCUCCUGUAAGUGCCAUAAUACCUUCAUUUGCUGCCUCAGUGAUGUUCCUGAUGCUAACUGUAUUCUGGUAGACACUGUUGAGAUGGAGAGUCUGUUCAAUUUUUUUUGAGGGGGCAAUGUAGAUAUUAAUUGGAUUUAUGGUGUGUGUUUGAGAUUUUGCUAAUAGAAUGGAUAUUAAUAGUAAGCUUCAUGUUUAAGCAGUUCAAGCUGAGCAUUUGUCCUGGAA